AUGGCAUGGUGGGCACCCAAGGGCUCUGCGGCUUCGGCAACGCCCGUGGACGUUGAUGACGACAACGAAGCCGUCAUCGAUCUCACGUCCGAUACGGAGGACUCGCCAUCGCCUGCAGCAGCAGGAGCAGGAGCAGGAGCAGCAUCAGCUUCCUCGAGCAACGCUGGCGUCGAGGUCCUGUCUCCCUGGGCCCUCAAGAUGCAAGCGAAGAAGGAGGUGAAGAAUGAGGGGCUGAAGAGGGCCGCCGAGGCCUCCGCCAAGGCCCAGCAGAGCGGCGAGGUCCAAGUCACGGACAAGCCGCCGGAGAUGAUAAACGAGGAGGUCGCCCGCCGCCCGGCCAAGCGCAGCAGGGGGGGAGACGAGGAAGACAUGGAGGUGGUUGGCACGACCGGCACGGCGAAGCUGCCGCACAACCGCUUCGCCUGCACGGAGCUUAAAUUCGAGGGUCCGGAAGGGAGCAGGAGCCACAAGGAGAAGUGUUCCCUGUGCUUCUGCUACGUCUGCGACCGGCUAGCGAGCCAGUGCCUGGUGUGGUACGACCACUGCCACGCCACGGACUCCGGGCCCCGGAAGAAGCUGUGGAAGUCCCUGCGGACACGCGCCAAGCCCUUGCUUCAGGCGGGAGGGCGACCGCCGGUGUCCGGGCGCUUCUCGGCGCUGUACUCGUUUACCCUCGGCACAGCCGCUUCGGCGGCGGUGUACCUCAACGGCCUCACCCAAGAGCAAGUUCAGCACGUGGAGGACAUCUCGGUCCAGUCCACCCUCGACCGGGCCGUGCAGAAGACCUUGUUGAAAGAGUACCCAAGCGGCAUGAAGCUGAUGUCGGCGGCGGCAAAGACGAAGGCAGCGAAAAAGCACGAGGAUCGCAUGAAGCCCACAGUGCGGGUGGUGGCCACUCUGGGCGGCCGCAGCAACGUUGCGGUCGCCGGGUUCACCGAGUCGAAUCCCGAACCGUUCAAGCCCAGGUGGAAGAGCUGGUCGUGGGGUACCACAGCAGUUCGGCUUGGCGCCAUCAAGGGUAUCGGCUUCCGCAUCGGCGGUUUUCCGUCGUCUGCCUCCGGCCGCAAGGAGUACUUUGACCGCUUCGUCUCGCCGAAGCCGAUCGCGCCGUCCGUGUGGCACUCGACCAAAAGGCAGGCGUCCCCCGGGGACUGCUUCGAGAGCGGCCGGUUGUUUAUGUCCAAGAACGCGGAUGCUGAGCUCUUGGAGCAACUCAAGGUCGCCUACGAGAGAGAGCUGGUGGACAUCCAGGCGUCCGCUUCGUACAGCUCCCAGACCAACACGGGCUGCUUCUCGCUCGAGAUCGUCCUGCUCACCAAGGCUGUCGACCGCAGCACCGCCCUCAACCCUCGGAGUGGGCAGUCCUCGUUCGACAUGGUGCCGCUCGUGGAGCGGUGCAUUCUCAACCGCGUCCACAAGACCAACUCUUCGUCCAAGAAAAAGAAGGGUUCUUCUUCUUCUUCUUCUUCAUCUGGGCGGCCUCUUCAACCCGUGGUGAACGGUGUGUCGGCGUACGGCGGGGGGGGGGGUUCGGGUUCUGGGCCAGGGGGCACGGUGGCUGGGCGUGCGUUCACGCCCUCCAACAAGGGGUACGGCGGGCGCGCCUCCCUCGAUGUUAGCCUGUCGGGACUAAUCGACAGCGUGCGAGCAGAGGAGAGAAACAACAACGUCGAGGAAAGGCGGAUCAUCCACCCAGCCAAGAUGCUGCUGGAGCUGGAGAACCUCCAGCACCGGUCCCUGGCGAAGCAGCCCGACUGCCUUACGGUGGAUCUCUACGAACACCAGAAGCAGGAUGCCCAGUGGAUGAUGGACCAGGAGAUGCUGGAGGGCGGCUCCAUGCAGCACCUCUGGGCGGAGCUCCCGCCCCACCACCUCGCGAACGGCCGGUGUUCACACGAGUUCCGGCGGUGUUGGUUCUCGCCUAUCCUUAACCAGUUCACCACCGACAACCCUUUCGCCUCCACCAUGAAGGGUGGCAUCCUGUGCGACGAGAUGGGCCUCGGCAAGACGGCCGCCACGCUGUGCCUACACCUCAUACACCCCCCCAGGACCCCGGCCCCGGGGGUCCCGCUGGACGAGAAGGAGUGGGGUCCCAUCCUUGGAAAGCAGGCCGAGCCGCUGGCGUACAAGAAGGCUCAAGCCAGCGUAUCGCCGGAAGCCCCCGGGCAGUGGGUGUCGAAGGGCACGCUGGUGGUGUGCAAGGUGUCGCUCGUCGGACAGUGGGUAGAGGAGGCCAAGCGUCUGUGCGGCGGCGCGCUGUCCAUCUACCCCUAUCAUGGAGGCGGUCGGAGUAAGGACCCCAGUUUCCUUUCGCAAUUCGACAUGGUGGUGACCACCUACGGAGUAGUUCAGGCGGACGGCGCGUCGAACGUCGGCUUCGCCCCCCUCCGGCGCAUCCGGUGGUGGCGUGUGGUCCUUGACGAAAGCCACACGAUCGCCUCGUCCAACAGCACCACCACCCACGUCAAGACCCUCGUCUCCAACCGCCGGUGGUGCAUGACCGGCACCCCCUACAUCUCCAGGUUCUCCGACGUGAACGGACAGCUGGCGUUCCUCGGCGCGGAGGGGGCCUUCAGGGGGGGGAGCGACCUGGGCGACAAGGCGCCCCGCCGCGAGACCCAGGGGGAGACGGUGGCGUUCCUGAGGAGGGUGCUGCUGAGACACUCGCAGGGCAUGAAGCUGGGGGGGCACAGCAUCCUCGGCCUACCGACCAUCACUAACAAGGUGGAGGUGCUCACCCUGUCGAGCAAGGAACGCAAGGCCUACGUGGACUUCGAGCAGGGUGUCCAGAACGACUACAUCAAGGUCCGGCACCGCCUGCGCACCCAGAAGGGCUCCCACACCAUGGAAGUCCUCACCCUCCUCAGCAAGUUCCGGCAGGCGUGCUCUGGCGGGCAGCUGGUGGUGGGAGCUUCGGCGGCGGGGGGCGGCGGUUCUACCCCGGCGACCUUGGACGCGUUUUGCUCCAUGUGCAACGAGAUCCUCGAAGCUCCCGUCCGGACUCGAUGCGGGCACACCUUCUGCCAGGCGUGUAUCUCGUCGGUGCUGACCAAGAGUAAGGACGACGAGGGGCCCUGCCCUAGGUGCAAGACGGCCGUCCGCCUCACGGACCUCACGUCCGUUGGCGGGGGUUCCGUGGCGACAGGAGGGGGAGGGUCGAGCUAUGCGGCCAAGCCGGAGUACGGAUAUGGAGGCGGGUCGAGCAGCUCUGGAGGAUCUUCCUCCUCCUCCUCCUCCCACCCCUCCUCCUCCCACUCCCACUCCUCCUCUCCCGGCGCUGGAGUUGUGAUGGAGACGAAGCUCAAGGCUCUUGUGGAGAAGCUGGCAGGCAUUCACGCCAAGGACCCCACUUCGAAGAGCCUGGUGUUCUCGCAGUUCAACUCUUCCCUGGAGUGGCUCAAGCGCACCCUGCCGAAGAGGGGCUUCCAGUUCCGCACGCUCACGGGAAACAUGUCCCGGACGCAGAGGACCGCGGCGCUCACGGCGUUCGCGAAGGACCCUCCGACGACGGUCUUCCUCCUGUCGGUGCGAUCGGGAGCUGUGGGGAUCAACCUCACGCAGGCCAACAACGUCUUCCUGCUCGAGCCGCUGCUCAACUUGGCUCUUGAGAAGCAGGCGAUCGGGAGGGUCUACCGGCUGGGACAGACCCGCCCCGUUACGGUGACGAAGCUGGUCCUCAAGGACUCGAUCGAGACCCGCAUCCUCGCCCUGCAGAAGAAGCAAGCGACCGAGGGCUCAGCCUCCGCCGCCGUCGGAGCACCCAGCAGCUCUAGCAGCGACGGCGUCGCGGGCAACAUCGCGAGAGACAACGCUAAGGACCUGAAGAUAGGCGAGUACAAUGCCCUAUUCGGAGUCUCGGAGGGGGCGGGCGACAGCUUUGGUGGCGACAGCAAGCCGCACACCACGAGCUCGUACCCGUACUAA
Molecule: messenger RNA, 3924 nt
Organism: Ectocarpus siliculosus
Lineage: Eukaryota; Phaeophyceae; Ectocarpales; Ectocarpaceae
Source: the annotation of a GenBank genome assembly